Molecule: messenger RNA, 1062 nt
Organism: Aspergillus oryzae RIB40
Lineage: Eukaryota; Fungi; Ascomycota; Eurotiomycetes; Eurotiales; Aspergillaceae
Product: alcohol dehydrogenase family protein
Exons: 5
Coding region: 1-1062 (353 amino acids)
Molecular function (GO): zinc ion binding; oxidoreductase activity
Source: RefSeq, a predicted model, not a curated record
AUGUCCACCAUGCAGGCUGUAGUCUUCCAAGGUCCUCUCAAGGUCACUCUAGAGCAGCGACCCGUCCCGCAAAUUGAAGAACCCACCGAUGUCAUCGUCAAAGUACGCUAUACGGCGCUAUGCGGCAGUGAACUCCAUGUCUUCCGCGGACACCAGCCAUCCGGCACGGGAUUCAUCAUGGGCCAUGAAUUCACCGGUGAAAUUGUCGAAGUCGGCUCCGCGGUCCGCGGCUUCAAAGUCGGCGACCUUGUCGUCUCCCCGUUCACCGUCAACUGCGGUGAAUGUUUCUACUGUGCCCGGAAAUGCUCUUCACGCUGUGCAAAAGGCAAGCUGUACGGCUCUGUGAUGCUGGAUGGCGGACAGGCUGAUUACGCGCGCGUGCCGUCCGCGGAUGCAACCCUCGUUGCGGCUCCCGCGGCCGUGGAUGAGAAGAAACUCGUCCUGAUGGCGGAUAUCCUGCCGACGGGUUUCUUCGCGGCCAGGAAUGCUUUCAAGGGUAUGGAUCGGGCGACGAUUGAAGAAAGCACGGUCUUGUUAUUUGGUUGUGGGCCUGUCGGGCUUUGUGCGUUGAUCAGUGCGCUAGAUUAUCGGCCAAAGCAUUUGAUUGCUGUUGAUAGUGUUCCGUCACGGUUGGAGUUGGCGAAGAGCUUAGGGGCUGAGCCGUGGAAUUUUCAGACUGACGCUGAGGGUCUGAAGCAGCGCGUCAAGGAUCUUACUGAGGGUCGUGGAGCGGAUGUGGCGAUUGAAGUCGUUGGGCAUAGUGAUGCUUUGCGUAUGGCGUUUGACAACUUGAGGCCCUGGGGCCGCAUCUCGAGCAUUGGUGUGCAUAAUGGGGAGAUUCCUUGGACUGGUAAUGAGGCGUACGGAAAGAAUUUGCAGAUUCAAAUGGGACGGUGUCCUGUUCGCAGUAUCUUUGAGGAUGCUUUGGAGUUUCUGAUUCGGAAACAAGACUCUUUGGGCUUUAUGGUUGGCGAUAUUCGGCCUCUGUCGCAGGCGAUUCAGGCGUAUGACGAUUUCAACCAGAUGAAAUCGCAGAAGAUCAUAUUUGAAGCGGGCAAGUAG